GUUGAAAUUUAACCACUGCGACUGAGCGCGGGCUCUGUAGGCACUGUGAGGGUAUUGGCCUCAUACGGAGACACUCUGAUAACCCAUUCAUGACUGUUACUCCGUUCUUUAUACGUUCUUUCUUCUUGUCUUCAUCAUAGUGGAGAGGCUCGGGCCACAUCUUGCUCCGUUCUUGCCGUGAAAAAUUGGUGCGGGGACAUUUUUGAGCUGAUUUCUUCAAGUACGAGGUACAACGAUCAACACUUGAAAUCUUCGUUCUCACACGUUCCGAAUCUGAUGGGAGCAAAGACUACCAGCAGCGUCCCGUUCUCCAUGUUACCCCGGCUUGGUUUUUCUCCGGGUCACAAAACGGGGUCUUCAUCUCGUUCUCCCUAUGCUGAAAAUCCUGAAGAAGACUGGUAUAUUCCCUAUAAUGGUCCGUUAGAACCACCCAAGAGCGUCUCAAUGGCUAAGCAAGAUACCAUGAGACACUCCGUUAGCCAGGAUGACGUGAAUACGUUUCUGGAAGACUCUCAAUUACUGGACCGCUAUCGGGACACGUCCGUGAACGAUGCAGGGCCAGUGGGACUAGGUCUACCUGCACAAUCAACUGGGUUCCCCAGAACCCGAGUUCGCUCUGACUUCACGAGGCGUACCACGAGCUCAACAAGCAUCAUCGAUCCGAUACGGCCGCAUCCUCGACGGCGACAGGCAAGUGCACCGCGCUUGCAAAGCCUUACCCACACCAUGGAUGCCAGCGCUGGCGUUGGCGAAUCCCCAAUGCCUAUGCAGCGUAUUGCAAUGUCGUCCCCUCAGAAAAAAAUAGGUCGGUUCUUCGGGUUCGGGUCUAGCAAAAAGUCAAAAAGACAAUCAAUCAGUACACCUGUAUCCCCUAUUAGUCGGACUCACAUGCCGGGAACAUGGUUUCCCAAUUCUGUCCAACAUAGUACACUCCAGGAAAACGUUAAUUUUGCGAAACCUUCUGGUUCUAGUCCCAACACUAGCAAUCACUUUGACUCACCUUAUGUCACAUUGCCACGGCCAUCCCGUAGAAGUCACACCCUCCAUUACCUGCCACGUGUUGAUGUCGUAGAUCCCUCUCCAUCCAAGCAACAUUCUGCCCGGCAUGUCGACUUGCAUCGAAAACCCGACCAAGACUCGUUUCCUUCAUUCCCGACCACAAACUAUGACUCUCCAACUAUCCUCAUGGCUCACCCAUAUGCAAAUACAUCUUCCUCCGCUUCCAUGUCUGCUCUUCGACCCGGAACUUCUCAACAAUCUCGUCAAGGACAUCAACAACUGGAUUCGUGCUCACAAAGUAGUCAUUUCUCGCACAAUAAUCCCACUCUGCGUAAUCGGGCACUGACCUAUGCGAUCGACCCUCGCAGUGAUCGUGCCGCCACAAUGGUUAAAAAUGCACGUCCCUUGAGGUCACCACUGAAGCCCUCUGUCUCCACCCCGAAUCUUUUUGCUGCAUCACGCGACAAGCAGCCCUUGCAACAGAGCACAAAAUCAACAUCGCCGGUAGCAGGCGUGGAACGUUGGCUAUCCCCCGAGACAUGGUGCAACGCACUGUUCUUUCCACGUCCACGCCUAAAAGUCAAGCGCGCACAUGAGCCACAUGGAGGAAGCAGUGGACGAAUCCUUAGUCCGCCAAUCACGCCUGUCACUGAGGGUGCCACCCCGCGCCUCAGUCCUGCUCUGCUUGGCGGGAGACCACAGAUGUCGUUGGUUACAACUGAUACACUGAAGGAACACCAUGCUUUGUUGAAAUCUAGGUCGGCUGUUGAUAUCCUGUCUGGCCCCUCUAUUUCUAGUAGACCUCGUACUGCGCCCAUGCAACGGCACCCAGACCCAAUUGAGGACAUAAACCUCGAGGAGUCGGAAUGUAUACCGGGCGCAUCGACCGCGCAACAGGAACUCCGUCCGUCAACCCCUGUGCCAUCGUUAACCCAAGUUCUUGAAGAAGGCGAGGUUCUAGAAGAACAACGAAGGCAAUGGCAACACCAGGCCUCACACUCGUUCGGGAACAGCCGAACCCGCUCCCUCUCCCGCGCUCGUGCCAGGUCAUUGUCACGGAGUCAUGGGCACAAGCCGGAGGGCAGCACGACCCUAGAAUAUCUGGCUGCACGAACGCUCCUAGGAGGUCAGGGCAUUGCCCCUACUGUUAAUGUUGCAAGAAGUUCGCACUCUCGAUCUCAUUCCUAUUCACACGCUAGUUCGAAUUCUCGCGGGCGUUCUAGUUCAUACUCAUUCACACGCUCACACUCGCACUCCCUUGGUAAAUCCAAUUCACAGAGGUCGCUCACGGAUCCUCAACCUCAAAACACUCGGCAUGCCCGAAAUGACUCCUGGGGCAAAACUGCCCUGCUUAAAGCAUGCGCACCUUGCGGAGAUCUUAGCGAUUUACUAGGCACCCCCGUUGAGAGCAAGAAACCAGCCCUGGAACCUAUGACGGAGGAAACCAAAAUCAUACAUCUGAGUGAUCCUGCGGAUGCCCCGCACAACGAAGCUGACGAGGGACGCGUCAUCGUCAUAGGGGUUUCUCCAGCCCCGACUAUACCAAGUGGGGAAGGAGUUGGUAUAGCACUUUCAUCUCCCCCUCCUUCCGACAAUCGCUUCUGUCUUGAUCCUGGACUCCCAAGCAUGCCCAGCCAUCCAUAUGCCACCGGUGCCAUAUAUACACGUUAUCUUAGUCCAUCCUCUGAGCAUGGCCUACAACAUGAUCUUAAAGUAUCUGAUUAUGCUGGGCCACAUCCAUCAGCCUAUGACCCCCAACUCCCUUCGAAUACUGCUACAAGCGACGUCAGCAUGCGUCAUAGGCUCCCACCGCGGGCAAUGCAGCCGGGUGUAAUCUCACAUCCUUACGCUGCUGCAUUAAGUGAGCCGGUAAACUCGCAUGCACGGCAGCCCAGUAACUCUGUCCUUCCUACGCUGCCAGUUCCGCCAAGCGUUGUGCAGGAGGACAAUGGUUUCACAUCUGGUAACCACAUAUCCAUCAGUAGUCCUGACUUCGAGAAGUAUGGCGUCGGUGAGGCUCUUGUGUUCGCUGCGCCAUCGCAAGACGAGCAGGAAACUGACUCCGAGGAUCAAUCUUUCGGAACCAUCAUCCCGUGCCAGCAGGAUACUCUGAGUCGAAUCAUAGACAAGGGGAAGGUCAAAGACUCGACAUCCGCGCCCACGGCCUUCAAUAAUAAUCGAUCCCAGAUAUCCGGCUCUGACUCUGCGGUCGUUUCUACUCGUCCUCCGAGUCUGAUAUCCGUGACACCAGUCGAAGGCAGGGACUCCAGCCACUCUCCUGGUGCCCGUCCCACGACCAACAUCACCUCCGCACAUCUUGUCAUUUCAGCUUUGGAUAAUGAUGAUCUGGACGAAUUUCAAGAUUUGUUCUACAGGCCUCCCCAAAGCAGGCUGUCCAGUGGAAAAUCUAGCGUAAAACAUCAGGACGCAAGCGAAAUCAGCAAGGGUAUACCGUCGGAUAUUCAUAGCUCUUAUUCUGGAAGCGCGCUCACUAACCUCAUGCGCAGUAUGAGCGAGAUUGGAGAACUGCAUGUGGCGGCCUCGGAUUUCUCCCAUGGGCAGAGGUCAGGUGGACCAGGGGAUCAACGAUCGGAUGAACUGUCUCAAACGUAUGUCUUCAUGGACAUGUCGAGGACUCCUUCACCGGCGCAGGUCGAUCCCUGUGCUGUUACCCAGUCGCCAGUACAACUUUACGAAGCACCCUUUGAAGCGAGUGUUCCAGAAGAUAUCGAAUCUUCUCGAGUAUCUUCUCCUCUGAUCGCCUCACAAGAGAAUGACACUUUUGGUCACCCCAUCCGACAAGAUGUCGUUGACGCUGCAGGAAAAUCUACCAUUCACCAGGGCUCUCGUAGAACCUCUACAUAUGCCUCGAUCCACGAUGCUGCAGAAGAAGCUGACCUGGUCAGCCCCAUCUCGUUCAUCCAAUCCCCACCUUUCUCUGCAGAUGCCAUGCGAUCGAGCUACAUGACCAGCGGGUCUGAGUACUCACGCAUGUCCACCCUCUCCGAUUUCCCCGACCCUCCCGCGCAACCAAAUAUAACACCUAACCAACCCUCCAUUCUUCAGAUCUAUGUCGACGCUCCUACCCCACUCCAGCAGUCAGGGGGCUUUGAGGGGACCAACUGCCCUCAAUCUGGGUCCCGCGUUUUCAGCUUGGAUAGUCACCACACGACCUUCGGUGGUAGUGACGACAUGGACAUCAUUACACGGGUUCACAGGUCUGAGUUUUGAAUGUCACAUUCCAUCUUACUGGAAUCACCAUCUGAGUUGUCCGUUCUCGGAUGGUGCACAUAUGGGGUAUCUUUUGCUGUCAUUGUUGUUGUACCGCAGUCUAGACUCUAGUAUCAUGCUUUACUUACUUUCUCAUUCUUUUGAUUAGAAUACACGCUAAUUUGUAAGGUUAAUCAGCGCACUGUCCACAAAAACUUCGUCAGUCGCAAUGGACGUUCAGGUUCUCUAGGACCAACGGAACAGCAAUUGCUCCUUAGUUUGAUCGAUCUUCGGC
Suillus subaureus is the source of this 4504-nucleotide messenger RNA. RefSeq lists its product as uncharacterized. The record is from RefSeq and is a predicted model, not a curated record. The transcript has 5 exons. Bases 277 to 4230 code for a protein of 1317 amino acids. Lineage: Eukaryota; Fungi; Basidiomycota; Agaricomycetes; Boletales; Suillaceae.